UUGAACUGAUUACCAAAGGGAAAAUGAAGAAUGACAUAAAGAGACGUGAGAGACUGAGUCUGGGGUCUGACUGCUCUCUGAACAUCAAGAAAGUCACACAAGAAGAUUAUGGAAUUUACGUCUGCCAACAAAAUGGUGGACAACACCAAGGAUCUGAUGGACAUGUUUAUCUGCAUGUUCUUCAUGUCUCUUCAUCAUCCUCACAGACUGAGAUCAGACCAGGCAGCUCUGUGACUCUCUACUGUCAGUUGUAUUCAUAUGAUAGAUACCCUUGUGAUACUUUGGUCCGUUCUGAGGGACUUCAGCUGUUCUGGGUGAAUCAGGCUGGUGUGAAUCUGGCGACAGACUCCAGAUAUCAGAUAUCAUUCUCCUCGACACGCUGUAUCAUCACUCUGACUACAACACUCCUGAAUGAAGAUCUCAACAGAGAGUGGAGAUGUCUGGUUACUCAGAGAAACCAACUGAAGACCUCAGCCACUGUCAAGCAUUCAGCUCAAUCUGAUACAGUGACACCAGUGAUUCUGGUCCACACCACAAACUAUGAGGAUCCCUCGACUACAAACACACCAAAACUCCCUACACUCGUGAUGGUUGUUAUCAUUCCUGCAUUAGCCGUUCUCCUUCCUGCUGUUAUGCUUUGGGUGAUUCAUACAAAAAAGGCUGAUAAUAAAGAAGAAGUUGUUGAUCCUGAUCUGCUGACACGUGUGACGUAUUCUGGGAUUCCUGCAGAAAACAUGUCAAAGAGAGCAAUAUACUCUUUCUAGAAUUUACCACAUGGAAACAAACUCACUGGCUGGUGGUGAGAAGAGAAUCAGGAAACGUCAAAAUGUUUGUGAUCAAUGCGUUUGUUUAUGAAUGCUGCCUUUAAGAAUGAAUCUCAUAUUAAAGACUUGUCAAUAUCCUAA
Molecule: messenger RNA, 905 nt
Organism: Megalobrama amblycephala (Wuchang bream)
Lineage: Eukaryota; Metazoa; Chordata; Actinopteri; Cypriniformes; Xenocyprididae
Exons: 7
Coding region: 24-764 (246 amino acids)
Biological process (GO): positive regulation of ERK1 and ERK2 cascade; interleukin-15-mediated signaling pathway; T cell activation
Cellular component (GO): external side of plasma membrane; membrane raft
Molecular function (GO): protein tyrosine kinase binding; MHC class II protein binding
Source: RefSeq, a predicted model, not a curated record